AGAAUCCGGGACGAAGCGCACUGUUGCAUCUGAAGGUCGGAGCAGCAGGAAAAGGAAGCCGACAGGAGCUGCCAGAGACCCGGAGCGGCUUCAGCACAAACAGGAGAACGUGAGGAGGUCUACGGGGAGAAGCAUGGCUGCUAAAUCUGUGCUGUGUCUCUGCCUUAUCGGCAUCAUCUCAGGGAUCGUCAGUCCAGCUUCUGCCUUUGGCCAGUGGGAGCAGCAGUCCCUGCUGAAUCUGUGUGAAAAGGGAUAUUUCCUCAGCGAACAAGACGUGUGCUUACCGUGCAACUGUAAAGGCCACGCGGACUACUGUGAGGACAUCACUGGCAUUUGUAUCGACUGCAGGGACCACAGCACGGGCGAUUUCUGCGAGAUGUGUGAAGACAACUACAUGGCAGCUGUUGGCCCGGACGGAUUGCACACCUGCCGACCCUGCGCCUGCCCCCUCGCCAUCCCAUCCAAUAAUUUUGCAGUUAUGUGUGACAGAGGAGGGGCCAUUCUGCGCUGCAAGUGCCAGGAGGGCUACGCUGGACAUUCCUGUGAGAGGUGUGCUCCUGGUUACUAUGGCAACCCAAUGGCAAUCGGCAACUCCUGCAAGAGAUGUGACUGCAAUGGCAACUCCGACCCCAAUCUGAUCUUCAGCGAGUGCCACAACGUGACCGGCCAGUGCCUGCACUGCUGGGACAACACCGCUGGUGCCAAUUGUGAGAGGUGUGCACCUGGUUUCUAUGGCGACGCCAUCAGUGCCAAGGACUGCAGAGAGUGUGAGUGUGAUCAAUGCGGCACCUCUUCAUGUGACGACAGAACAGGAGUGUGUCACUGCAAACCGGGCGUCACCGGGCGACUCUGUGACCAGUGUGAGGAGGGAUACUCUGGUUUCUCCAGCUGUCAGGGAUGCCGGCGUUGUGAAUGUGGGCCGGCUUCGGUGCGCCCCACCUGUCACCCACUCACCCAAAGCUGUCUGUGCCGCCCGGGGGCCGGAGGUCGUUACUGCGAGCGCUGCCUCCAAGGCCACUGGGACUACAGCCCAUCCGGCUGUCAGAAGUGUGACUGUGAGAGUGGACACUGUGACACACACACCGGCGACUGUCUGUUAGAGGCCGCAACCGUCAGCCGGUGCAACAUGAGUUGUGAUGAAUGCAUUUGGCAUCUGACUGGAGACAUGCGUCUGUCCAAUAAGACACUGGACCAGCUGAGAGUCAGUGUGUUAAAUAUCUCCACCGGCGCCGCUGCUAACGACCGUCUCAAAUACUACAACUACACGGCUCAUGGCCUGCAGACUCAGUUUUUAGGUUGGAGGAACAGGUCCUCUGUGAUGAAGGUCCAGGUGGCGGAGCUGGAAGCGACCACACUCGAUGUCAUGUUGGACAUCAAUCAGCAGGAGGAAUCGGAGAGCUUGGUGAAGACUUUGGGUGACAGGCUGGAUGAAGACACGCUUCAGACCUUCAGCUUGGCCCAACAGCUCAGCACAAACCUCACUGAUCUCAACCUGCAGAUUGAAGAGAUGAUCCAAGACUGGGAGCUGUACAGUGUUCAGCCGAAUGUGGACCCUGAGGUGGUCAAAAAGAGCACGGAGGCGGCCCAGAGUAUGGUGGCCUGGAUGAGGAAACUGGACCUGUCACCACGAGAACCCAUCGCCACCGACGAGUCGACUGAAGCUCAUGACUUGCUGCGGCAUGUUCGUCAGAUGGAGAAGAAGCUGAUGAGCACAGACGGCCGUCUCUCAUCUAUCAGGGAGGUCCUGUCACGUUUCAAUGCCAAACUGUCAGAGGCCCAGGAGCUUCUCCAGACGGCAGCCAGCACCAUCCAGCAGGCAGAGGACAGGAACAUGGCCAACGUCCUCAAAUUCCAGAGGAAUGAGGUGAAGCAACAGAAGCUGGUGGACGACCACGCUGCUGUCAACGACACACUGGACUCAGCCGCCGACCUCAUCUCUGAAACAAACAUCACGCUGUCCGAGGUGGACGCUAUGGUGCAGAACGUGACCAUGUAUCACGCAGCAAUCGAUGGCGCUAGUGACAAGCUGACGGAGAAGACAGACCGCCUCGCCAUGGCAGAUAGAGACCUGGUGCAGAGGGCGAUCGAGCAUGCCGAAGAGCUGGAGAGAGAGGCCAACGAGCUGGAGGAAGACCUGAGGCAGAGUGAUGCAAACGGCUUCGUGCAGCGCGCCAUAAGCGCCGCCAAUGUCUACAACAACAUUGUGAAGUAUAUCGACGACGCCAACAUCACCUCACUCACCACGCUGAACCAGUCCCAAAGAGCCGAAGACGCCAUUUCUGCGAUCAACACACAGCUGGGACUCCUCGUAACGCAGAGCGACAGCGUCUUGAAGGAAUCUGUUUCAUUGCAAUCAGAACAAAUCGAUGUUGAAGCUGAGGUCGCCGAUAAACUGAAGUACAUUGAAGAGACCAAAGAGACGAUGGACCAAAAUGCCAGGAUGCUUGCAGAAAUCGUGCAGGACAUCGACAGCAUUCAGAUCAACAGAACAUCUAAGCGUCUGGACUUUACCCAGGAGAUUGCUUACCAGACCGUGAACAGGUCUGUGGAGGUUCUCCAGAACAUCACCCCCAUCAGCAGCAAGGUGGAGGAAUGGGCGAGCAACAUGAGAAACAACGAGUACUCCACAACCGCCUAUGAAGAGGCCGUCGUCUCUGCCGGCGAAGCAGUGGACAACCUGAAUGUUCUUGUCCCUGAACUACUGGACAAACUGAAGGUGGUUGAGGAGAAAAAACCGACCACUAACGUGACCACCAACAUCAUGAGGAUCAGGGAGCUCAUAGCUCAGGCCAGGAGCGUGGCCAAGAAAAUCCAAGUGUCCAUGAAGUUCAACGGCCAGUCGUCAGUAGAGGUUCAUCCUCACACCAAUCUGGAAGAACUGAAGGCAAUGACGUCCAUCAGCUUGUUUCUUAGAGUGGACCCUGACAAGGACCCGAUAGAGGAUCGAUUCAUCUUCUACCUGGGAGACAGAAAUGGUAAGAAAGACUACAUGGGGCUUGCCAUCAAGAACGACAACCUGGUGUCCAUCUACAACCUCGGGGGAGAAGAUGUCGAAAUCCCGCUGGGUUCAAAGCCUGUCAGCCAAUGGCCCGCACUCUUCAACUACAUUAAAGUAGAAAGGCUGGGCAGACAUGGCAAACUCUUCCUCACCAUACCGAGCCAGACGUACACAGACGAGCAGAAGUUCAUCCAGAAAGGCGAGGCCUUGGGUACCGACUCGCUGUUCGACAUUGACCCCAAAGAUGUCGUGUUCGUUGUGGGUGGUGUUCCUGAGGGCGUCCGGUUGCCCCCUCCGCUGAGUCUCGCCCCGUUUGUGGGCUGCAUCGAGUUGGCAUCGUUGAACAACGAGGUGAUCAGUUUGUACAACUUUAAAGAGACCCACAGAAUGGACGUGGUCGAAUCGCCGCCGUGUCCCAGGUACAAGUUGGCGUUCUCUCAGAGUCGUAUUGCCAGCUACCUGUUCGACGGCACCGGUUACGCUCUCAUUAACAACAUCGAGAGGCGGGGCAAAUUUGGAGUCGUUACCAGAUUUGAUAUUUCAGUGCGAACAGUCGCAACCAAUGGCGUCCUCUUCGUCAUGGCCAAUGGAGAUAACUACUUCCUGUUGGAGCUGAAGAAUGGUUUCCUGCGCCUCAUGUAUGACUUUGGCUUCAGCACCGGGCCAAACCUUUUUGAGAGUAAUCUACCAAAGCUGCAAAUAAAUGACGCGCGAUACCACGAGGUGUCGGUCAUCUACCACCACUCAAAGAAGGUUAUUCUGCUGGUGGACAAAAGCCACAUUAAAUCUAUGGAGAAUCCAAAAACCACGCUGCCCUUCUCAGAUAUCUAUAUAGGGGGCGCUCCAUCACACAUCCUAAAAUCGAGGCCGGAGCUGUCCUCGGUGGUCGGCCUGAAAGGCUGCAUGAAAGGAUUCCAGUUCCAGAAAAAAGACUUCAACCUCCUGGAGGAGCCGGGCACCAUCGGCAUCAGCAGCGGCUGCCCUGAGGAGUCUUUUAUGUCUCGUAAAGCUUAUUUCAAUGGGGAGAGUUUCCUGGAAUCCACAGCAAAGAUUUCACCCUUCGACAAAUUUGAAGGAGGCCUCAACUUUAGAACGCUGCAGCCGAGCGGACUCCUGUUCUACCACAGUGACGGGCCUGAUGAGUUCAGCAUCUCUUUGGAGAACGGAGCAGUGGUGCUGAACACCAGAGGAACAAAAAUCAAAUCACACAGGAAGCAGUACAACGACGGAAGAACGCACUUCUUAGUGGCCUCCGUGAAUAAUCAGAAGUAUGAACUGGUGGUAGACGACAAAGACAAGCAGGAGAAGAAACGUCCAGCAUCAGCCACAAGAUCCUCAUCGGACUCCGAUGUAAAAAACGUCUACUUUGGAGGAUCUCCAAGCAGCAGCUUCAAGAACCUGACUGGCUGCAUCAGCAACGCCUACAUCAACAGACAAGACAGGGACAUCGAGCCAGAGGACUUUCAGCGCUACUCUGUGAAUGUUCAGACAUCCCUGCAGGACUGUCCACUACCCCAUCCUGCCCUGCUGUCAAACCACAGGGAGAACACUUCCAGAACCAAACAGAACCACUCACAAAGGGUACAAAGGGAAGUGUCAGUCCUCCCUCUCAAACUAAUGGAUCUGAAGAGUGACAACCGAGGGACAACAGAAGCCCCCGUACCCUGUUACCUCUCCUCAAGUCCCAAAGCCAUCCCCCAAGCCUUCCACUAUGGUGGCGUCACUCAGAGCAGGCACCAUUACACAGAUGUACCAGACUUCCUGUCUGAGAGGUUCAAUGUCUCCCUGUCCCUGAAGACCCAUUUGUCCUUUGGCCUCAUCUUUUAUGUAUGUGAUGUCCAAGAAGACAACUUCCUGGCCCUGUUCAUGUCUUACGGGAGGCUGGUGUACAUGUUCAAUGUAGGAGAUCAAAGAGUCAAGCUGGAGACUGAAGAGAAAUUAAAUGACAGGGGAUGGCAUGAUGUUAUUUUUAUCCGUGAUGGGAAUGCAGGACAGUUAAUAAUUGAUGGCGUUAUAGUGCUGAAAGACAAUGCUCUCGGAAACAGUGUCUCCUGGAACGUCAGUGGUACUAUCUACGUCGGCGGCAUUCCUCAUCGGAAAGGCCACAAGACCAUCCAGCCGCAAAGCUUGAGACACGGCUUCACCGGCUGUGUGAAGAACCUUCAGCUCGAUGGACAGCUGCUGCCGUCUCCGUCACAGACGUCCGGGGUCACGCCGUGUUUUGAAGGACAGUCUGAGACGGGGAUAUAUUUCUCACAGGAAGGAGGAUACGUGAUGCCAGAGGAAUCACUGAAGCUCGGGGUGAACUUUGAGCUGAUGAUGGAGUUGCGCCCCCGUGUGGCAUCUGCAGUGUUAGUGCACAUGCCUGCAUCAGUGGGUUUUUUCACACUGUACCUCCACCAAGCAUCAGUGGUGGCUGUCGUGAACGAUGGAGUGAAUGAAUUCUUUGCAAAGGUUUCUCCCACACGGGGCGUGUGUGCUGGCAACUGGUACCGGAUUAUUGUGCGCCGCAACGCCAACGUGGUGCAUUUGGAUGUGGAUUCACAGGUCAGUCACGUGGUCGGACCCGUGAACUCCAGCGUCACAAACAGCAGCCAACCAGCCAUCAUCAGCCGACCUCCAGGACUCCUCCCCCUGGCGUCCAGCCACACCACGGAGGCGUACGUGGGCUGCAUGAGGAACCUGAUCAUAAAUAACAGGAAAGUGAAUUUCCGCAGAGCCGCUGCGGUUGGCGGCGCAGUCAGCGUGGGAACCUGUCCUGCGGCGUAGCCCCGCCCCCAACAUGGCAGCGACCAAACAUUUAUCUUCUGAUAGACGUCAUUUUUCCCUUUUGACUUUUCUUUGACUGUAACUUUUCGGCUUUAAUUUCUUUCACACAAACCAUCUUGUGUCAGAAAUAAAUCAUUCAAAAAAAAUUUUUUUUCCUG
Molecule: messenger RNA, 5925 nt
Organism: Thalassophryne amazonica
Lineage: Eukaryota; Metazoa; Chordata; Actinopteri; Batrachoidiformes; Batrachoididae
Gene: lama4
Product: laminin, alpha 4
Exons: 40
Coding region: 134-5767 (1877 amino acids)
Biological process (GO): cell adhesion; regulation of cell adhesion; regulation of embryonic development
Molecular function (GO): signaling receptor binding
Source: RefSeq, a predicted model, not a curated record